Messenger RNA from Daldinia loculata, 1284 nucleotides. RefSeq names its product tannase and feruloyl esterase. The coding region runs from base 1 to 1284 and encodes 427 amino acids. Lineage: Eukaryota; Fungi; Ascomycota; Sordariomycetes; Xylariales; Hypoxylaceae. The transcript has 7 exons. The record is from RefSeq and is a predicted model, not a curated record.
AUGGCUCUGGGAUCCCUCGUCAACGCCUGCGUUCCAAGCAUCUUUGCUCCUACGGUCUUCGGUGCGGAAGUUUUUGAAAUUUCGGCGUCUCUAGUAGCAAAUUAUAGCCUCAAUAUCCCGGAAGGCUACGUAUUUACGGCACCAUUGCUCAAAGUCGAGCGGGCCCACUUCUACAAUGUCACCGUCGCUUAUACUCACCCUAGAUAUGAUUAUGAGAUGUAUGUAGUAGGAGGCGGCGGAUGGGUGGCAGGUCGCAUUGAUUUAUCAUAUAUGGGUUCACCAGGGGCAACGUAUGAUGGCUACGCCUCCAUUACCACCGACGCCGGGCUGAAAAGUGCCACGGAUCCAUUUUCUUGGGUUUCGACUAGUCCUGGGAAUGUCGAUUGGUAUAUGCUAGAGGACUUUACUUCUAAAAGCUUGAACGACGAGCCUCCAAAGAAUUCCUAUUUCAAUGGAUGCUCAGAGGGCGUCCGACAGGGCGUCAUGCUGGCUCAAAGGGUUCCAAAGGCGUACGAUGGCAUUUCUGCAGGCGCACCGGCGAUAUACUGGUCAGAUGUGAUGCUGAAUAGGCUUUUGCCAGAGCAUGUUAUGCGCAUGAUAAAAGAAUACCCUCGUUGGUGCGAACUAGAUGCCAUCACCGCCUCAGCAAUUUCCAGGUGUGACGGAUUAGACGGUGUAGUAGAUGGCAUCAUCGCGAGUGUAGAUGAGUGCAAGAAGCUUUUUAAUUCGUUUGACCUCGUUAACACAACCAUUGCUUAUGAUGAUACAGCGAAUAAUAUCACCCAGGCGGCGGCGGAAGUAGCCAAGGCAGCAUGGGAAGGCAUAAUAUCUUUAACGAGAGAGAAUCUAUGGAAUGGGAUAAACCCGGGAAGUGAUCUGACGUCUACGGACUGUUUUAAUGGAAGUUGUACCAUGGGACACUCUAAUCCUUUGGGGUGGUAUUGGUUGACGCUAGUUGUCGUGAAAGAUCCCGGUUUCAACCUCUCCAAUCUUACGUUAGAUGAAUCCUUAAGCCUCCCGCAUGCAAGUAGACAAGAGUGUUGUUUCGCCAUUAGUACAGAAGACCCUAAUAUUUCCUCUGGAUUCCCACUAUUAGCUAUUAAAAUGGGAAUGUUAAUCUUCGCUUAUUACAUGCAGGCCGACAUUAUCAUACCACCCAAAGGUACCGAGCGAUACUACCAAGAAGUUUUCAGAAAAGUUAACAACCUCCAAGCGUGGAUUGAAGAUGAAAUUGCGCCUGACAGUUCGCCGGUUUCGUUUUCCAAUUCCAAGGGUGUGAUUUAA